This is a messenger RNA of Heterobasidion irregulare TC 32-1, 1129 nucleotides long. RefSeq lists its product as uncharacterized. The transcript has 3 exons. NCBI's taxonomy places the organism in Eukaryota, Fungi, Basidiomycota, Agaricomycetes, Russulales, Bondarzewiaceae. Bases 150 to 851 code for a protein of 233 amino acids. The record is from RefSeq and is a predicted model, not a curated record.
ACGCCCAUCAUAUCCGACAUUAAGCCCUUUGUCGCCAUCGCCGCUGCUCUCGGGCUCAACCCAGCAUAGCAAGCCCUCUACUGAGAGUUUCCGAGCGAACAAUUCAUUUCACAUACACACACACAUAAGUGCUCGUCAGCGAGAAUAUCAUGAGCUCAGCGCCCGCAGCCCCCACGCCCACAUAUCCCCGGGCUCCAUCGCCAUACUUCUUCCGCAGACGCACACUCGGGCGCGCACCGUCUCCGCCGACAUGGGCCUGCUACGAGCAGAUCAACUCGGACUACGGCGGCGAGUUCAGCUGCUCUGACUCAGACUCGUGUGACGACGACGACGACGACGAUGAGUGUGCGCACGACCACAAGCACGACGAUGACGACGAUGACGAUGAGCACUCGUGCUCCGAGGACGGAGAGGACUACGUGGCCGUCGGCCAUGGCGCAACAGACGUAGAGAGCAUGGACGUCGACGAAGCCGGUGACGCUGAGAAGAAGGCCCAUGAGCGCGUCAAGGCCAAGAACAAGGGCAAGCAGCGUGCUGUCGAGCCUGAGCAGGACGUCCUCCGCUCUCCCAGCGGACGCGCAGCUCGGCGCCGCGAGAAGCAGAGACGCCAUCCCGUCAUCACCCUCCGUCCGAUCCUGACCAUUCAGAAGAGCCAGGGCUUUGUCUGGAACCAAGAUCUAUUUGUCCCGCCAUACAUCAAGGACCGAUACAUAGCCUCGACUUCACCUCCCAACUCCAUGGGCUUCAUCUCCACCUCCGCAUCUUCUGCCAACACCUCGUACAAUGAAUAUGAAGUCGAAGUCGUCGAGAUUCGUGUGCGUGAGGGAGAGCUGGAAGACAUUAUUCCCUGAGUGUUCAUUAUUACUCGCCCAUCCAUUCACUCCUCUCGCUACGCCAAUCUGUGUGCUCCUCUUUUACGUAGACCUCCGUUUUCAUCCCAUCUCCAUCCCCUCUUCGCAUUCUCCGUCUGCUUUCAUGCUUUGUAUUCCCGUACAAGUAAAUACAUUCUUAUCUCUCUCUUCAUGUCGCCUUACGUUUCCUGGUAUGUACGAUGCACGUUUUAGCUUUACUGAGGAUCCUAGUUCGUUUACAGUAUCAAGAAAUCAGAAUUCGCCAAUUUAUUUUUUAC